Anopheles darlingi is the source of this 2210-nucleotide messenger RNA. RefSeq lists its product as uncharacterized. The record is from RefSeq and is a predicted model, not a curated record. Lineage: Eukaryota; Metazoa; Arthropoda; Insecta; Diptera; Culicidae. Gene Ontology annotation, molecular function: transmembrane transporter activity. The coding region runs from base 130 to 1728 and encodes 532 amino acids. The transcript is spliced from 8 exons. Gene Ontology annotation, biological process: transmembrane transport. Gene Ontology annotation, cellular component: membrane.
UCAGUCCGGUAUCAACGGUUGAUUAGUGUGGUCGGUCACGGAAUCUAAUGCUAAGCCGCAGCCGCAACUGAGCAGUAGCAGCUGAUAGUGCGGCGCCAACGCAAACAAUCAAAAACAGCAACAAGUACAAUGGCCGAUGAUAGGGAAGGCGCGAUCGGGCGCUGGUGGUCCAAGGCGAAAAAGUACAUCACGAUCGAACCGGUGAUCGUUCUCUUUCUCCUAACAACGAUCAGUUCAACCGGCCAGAGUGUGUUUGAGUUUGAAAAGGCCUGUGCGACGAAGCUAAAUGUAUCGCUGGAGGUGUGCGCGUACAUGUCGAAGCUGGAGGAUGACAACAUCUGCGAGGAACCGGACGAUACCAACCGUACCCUGCCCGGUGUGCCCAACUUCGCGACGUUUCGCGAUCAGGUCUGCCUGGCACAAAAACAAGCGCAAACGGAACUGACCGAACUCGACAAGCAUCGCAACAUUUGGACUGGGCUGGUGCAGGUGGUCGUACUGCUGGUUGCCGGUAGCUGGACCGAUCGUGCCGGUGCCCUGAAGCCCUGCAUACUGGUACCGAUCGCCGCUCAAUCGUUGUCACUGUUGUAUACGAUGCUUUGUGCCGUUUAUAUGCGUGAGAUUCCGCUCGAAGCGUCACUGCUCGUGGCCGAUCUGAUGGUUGCCGUUUGUGGUGGUGUUCCGUUGCUGAUCGCCGGGAUUUACAGCUACCUGGCGCUGGCCACCGAGCCCAAGGAUCGUACGUUUCGGUUCGCGUGUGCUGCCGUCUCGAUGGUGUUCUUUCCCGUGGUGGCCAACUUCUUCAGUGGGUUCCUCUUCAAGGCACUAGGAUUUAUCAAAUUGUGUCUGGUGUGUCUCGUGUUUUGCGCUGCCUCGCUGCUGUACGGAUUGUUUGUGCUCGAGGAACCGAAGGCGCAAUCCGGGGAAGACAGUGCGACAGUGGAAAGCGAGAAGCGGCCAACGGAAGGUGGGCUUCGGUCGCUGUUUGACUACCGGUUGGUGUACGACUCCGUGAAGGUGAUACUGAGGCGGCGUGACUUCAAUAAGCGCAGCCUGCUGUGGCUUACGCUGUUGGCUUUUUUCAUCAAUUUCGGCGCCCUGUCGGAUGCCGGUGUAGCGGCUAACCUGGCCAUCAGCCAGUUCCACUGGGUAACGAGCUUCGGUAUCUGGCGGUCCUACGAUUUGGCCACGACCAUGCUCGGUACGCUGUUGGCGAUGGGCGUUCUCAGCAAACGGUUCGGUGUUUCGGAUGCGAUGGUUUGCGUCUUUUCCAUCUGCUUCUCGAUGGCUGCCAAACCGUUCAUGGCCUAUGCUGUGACGCACGUGGUACCGAACCUCUACUACGUUGCCACCUCUAUCGAUGUGUUCGAGGGCAGCAAAACGAUCGCCACCAAGAGUCUCGCGUCGAAGCUGGUGUCAGAGAAUGAGAUCGCCAAAAUGCUGACUCUGCUGGGCAUCGUCGAGUCGCUGCAGGGCACCGUCUAUCCGUCGCUGUACAGCGUUGUAUUUCUGGCUUCUCAAGAGACGGUUAUCGGUGCAGUGUUCUGGCUUAGCGAGGGAUUCCUUCUGUUGGCAUUUGCGCUCUAUAUUGUGCUAUAUCUCUUAUCACGACGCUCGGCCAGUGAGGAGGCAGCGGCAGCGACGGGGACAGCACCGACGGGACCGGCAACCCAAUCAAGCGCCAAGCAGGGCAUCGAUAAUCCUGCAGUGGAUAUUACUGCACUUUGAUGAGUUUAUCUGCAUCCAGAUACCACCCUUCCCCCGUCGGUGCCCGGAGCUCAACAGGAAGGAUGCAUCUGAUUGGACCGGAAAUUAUUAUUUUCCCCGUGACGCGUGCAGAGCGGCAGGAAAACGAGGAAAAAAAAAACGGGAAUGGUGCAACCGCCAUGCGCUAGUGAAUGAUGCUGCAAUCGACGACGAUGAUGACGAUGGGUGAUGGAUGCAGCGAGAAGGUUAUCAAUUGCUCUCUCUCCCUCUCUCCCUCUCUCUCUCUCUUUCUGUUCUUCUUUGCGCGAUCCACUACCUCACUACCUCUACACUACAACAGAUAGUCUCGGAUGGGAAUUGAUGAUUACAUUACCUUCCAUCCAGUGGUCUUUUGUUUUUAUUUGUGUAUUUCAUUCGAUUUAGUUAGCAAAUAAAAUAAUAUUAUACGCAAUUACGACCAGUACGGUACCGUUACGGGAAGGAAAGGUAAAUAUUGACGAACC